AUGUCCCUGGAAAAGCCUCUAGGGGUGCCACCGCCCAUGGCACAGGCCUUGGGAGAGCUCCCGUCCCUGGGAGGAUCCCUGCAAGCGCUCCCGUCCCCGGGACGGCACAGGACUCUUGAUACGGUCCCUGGGGUCGGCGCUUUCCGUGGAAGCUCUGAUGUCUAUGACAUAGCCUCUGGGAGUACCACCGCUCCUGAGAGGGCCCCUGGGAGCACCGUUGUCCCUGGGAGAGCCCCUGCGGGCGCCUCCGACCCUGGCAGGGCCCCAGUGAGCGCCGCUGUACUUGAGAGAGCCCCUGGGGGCGCCUCAGACCCUGGCAGGGCCCCUGUGAGCGCCGAUGUCCUUGAGAGAGCCCCUGUGGGAUCUAACUUCUCGGGCAAGGCCCAUGGAGGCACUGCCGUCCCUGCAAGGGUCCCUGGGAGUGAGUCUGCCCCAGGAAGAUCCCCUGAGGACGCCAGCGCCCCUGGCAAAGCCCCUGAGGGCGCCACCACCCUUUGCAAGGCCCCUGGGGGCGCCGACGUCAUUGGGAGGGCCUCUUGGUCGCCGAUUUCCCUGGGAGAGUCCCUGGGGGCGCCGCCGUCCCUUGGAAAGCCUCUGAGAGCACUCCCAUCCCUAGGAGGGCCCAGGAAUACUGGACCUGAAAUUGCCUCUCCCAGGAGCUCUAAAACAAUCUCACUUCUACAACCAGGGAGCCUCCAGAGACUGGGGGUGCUGAGAAACCUCCCAAGGACGGGAGGGCUUGCAGGGGCCCUCCCAGGGACUGUGGCACCCCUGGGAACUCUUCCAGUGACAGUGGCGUACCAGGAGUCCUUUGAGGGACAUCGGCGCCUCCAGGGGCCCUUGAAGGGGCCUUGGCGCCCCCAGGGGCUUUGCCAGAUGCGGUAA
Homarus americanus (American lobster) is the source of this 885-nucleotide messenger RNA. RefSeq names its product skin secretory protein xP2-like. Bases 1 to 885 code for a protein of 294 amino acids. The record is from RefSeq and is a predicted model, not a curated record. The transcript is spliced from 3 exons. Lineage: Eukaryota; Metazoa; Arthropoda; Malacostraca; Decapoda; Nephropidae.